Molecule: messenger RNA, 7036 nt
Organism: Solea senegalensis (Senegalese sole)
Lineage: Eukaryota; Metazoa; Chordata; Actinopteri; Pleuronectiformes; Soleidae
Gene: dlc1
Product: DLC1 Rho GTPase activating protein
Exons: 18
Coding region: 977-6646 (1889 amino acids)
Biological process (GO): signal transduction; regulation of Rho protein signal transduction; actin cytoskeleton organization
Cellular component (GO): focal adhesion; membrane raft
Molecular function (GO): lipid binding; GTPase activator activity; protein binding
Source: RefSeq, a predicted model, not a curated record
CUAAUCAAAACCAACUGGUGGGGGCCUUGCCCAGCUCAGUGAAAUAGAAAGCUAAGAAAAAAAUGAAGGCAGAGUCUGCUGAGAAGAGGAGAGAGAGUAGUUUUGAGAGAAGAAUUUGAAAGGAAGUUUGGUGAAGAGUGAGGAGCGAAAGUAGAUUGAGGAGGGUGAGGUAAAUAAAUGCUGAUAAUGUACUGAGAGAGUUUAGAGACGGGGGAUGGGGCUCCUCAGAUGUGACUCAGAUUCGCUGUCAAAACCAGCGGGGAGGGGACCUGAUGAGAAAAAGGAUAGAGAAGGAGUGAGCAGGGGUGGAGAGGGGGAAAGAAAAGCCAGCCCCUCUUACACCACCCUGACUCUUUGGCAUUCAGUGUCAGCAAAAACCUUAAUGUGAUCAAGAUGGAAGUUGUCUAUGGACUUUUCGCUGCUCCCUGGCUUUCUGCCUGCAUGUGGUGGCUUCACUGCCUGUCCGACAGUUUCACAGCGAGGAUACUGACUGGAGUUCAGAAAAAAGCUUGCAGCAACGUAGCCUAAGGACUGCAUACAAAGUCAAGCAAAUGUCAAGUCACUUGGGAAGCGAUGGAUAUGUAUUACUUCAGAUGUGGACGGAUUGCUUAAGCCUGGGAAAUAUCUCUGGAAAAGUGUACUCAUGGCAAUUUCUUGAUCUGCAGCAUACAGUAUACGUGUUGGAUUACUGCCAAAUGUACGACUGGAUUUUAUAGGGAAAAAACUUUGUCAACACUUCUGUAAGUAACUUGAUGUAAAGUAGGUUCAGUUCUGCGGUUAAUCGACCAGCAUCUUUGGGACUUUUUGGAGACCUCCCUCAAUGAACUUACUUAACCAGGUGCCGGCUCCUGCCAUAAGAUACAGAUGGCAGUUGUGAUCCAACUCUGAUACCUCUGAGGAAAUAAAAGAUCUGGUUCACCAUUCUCAGCUGGCGUAACAAUCAGCCGUAUGGGAUAGCGUAAGCUGUCCACCCACCAUGCCGGUAGCCAUACGGAAAAGGAGUUGGGAAGAGCAUGUGACUCACCGUUCAGGAUUGCAGUACAGCUAUGAUGAUCUGGAUCUGGUCUGCUGUCAUGGAGUUGACAGCAAGGGUCCAUGGAUGGGAGGAGGGGCUUCCAAACAAGGUCGACGAACAAGGUGUGCCUCUCUGCCAGAGGGCUGUCAUCAGCUGCCUACAGAAUUGACACAUGAAGUGACAGCUUCUGCAGUAAAUGAUGAUUCUGGAAUACAACAGUUGAAAAUUUCACUGGAUUUGCAGGACGAAUCAGUUCAUGAACUUCCUUCCGUGGAGGAUGAUGACUUUUCCGAAAGGGCCACUUUAUAUGUGCCUUCUCAAACUACAAACAUUGGUAUUUCUGGAGAGUUUCCCUGUUCAAACAAUGACAUGUAUAGUUCAAACCUGUCUUGUGCUACUGUUAGCAAAACUCUCAUUGAGAGAACGAUCAACGGUGAAGGUGAAGUCAGCACAGAAAGUAGCCAGAGUUCCAACAUCUGCAAUGACGAUAAUGUCUUUAAAAGGCCACAUAUCUUUCACGAGGAGCAACAAUGCAUCUCUAUAUCUUCAAACAAUGGAUUUCCACUGUCUGGAUCUGCUGGUGUGCAGCCUGGCAAACAUCCAGAUCAUCAGGAAACAAAGGAGAGCCAUACACAGGGUUACAGCAAACCUUCUGAAAUCUCUGAGGCCACUCUAAACUGGUCCAGUGCGAGUGAACUGGAACCCCAGACUGACUUGCCAGAUGUUGAGGAAGAGAGGAUUUCAACAUGUGAUCAUGCUUGUGCACAUGUAAACUUACCUUUUGGUGUGCCUCACAGUUCAGUUGAUGUGAUGGAAGGUGGUGAUGUCAUGUCACCAGCUAACAAAACCGCUGCUGGAGAACCAGUCAUGACUUUAGUGGUGGAAGGAAAGAGGAACCAUGGAGUAAGCCAGAGCGAAGACUCUGCUGACAAGCUGGAUGGAUUAAAUGACCUAGAAACUCUAAGUGAAAAUGCAGGAGUUAAACUUCACUCAAAAGACAUUGGAGGAGGGGAGCAAGAUCAUCAUGGCUGCACUGGGGUAUUGGAUCAGGCUGGUGCAUGUGAAAUAUCCUACCAGACUUCAUUGGAACAGUGUAAUAUUGAAAUUGCACGGAUGAAUGUGCCUGAGGGAAAGGAAAGUGCACAAACAGGAAGCAGAGAGAAGCCAGCACAGGUCAGGUAUCGGCAGAUCUCAUCAUCUGAUAUCUGUUUAAAAGGUAAGUGCUCCUCCAUGACAGUUUCCUCUGAAAAGGCGAAUAGUGGAUAUUCAGAAAAAGAUUCGACAGAGAAAAACAUUGCAAAAUGUGCUGACCAGUAUGUGGGAACAACUACCUCCAUAAGUCAACCAACAGACGACAAUAAUAUCAGCUCAGUGUCCAAAGAGUUGACAUUUUGUGAGGAUCAAACCAUAACUCAAAGCUUGGAAAGUAGCACUUCAGAACUGGACACCAUUCUAGAAGUCAGCUGUGUUGAACCUGGUGACACUCCAGUACCGGAUUCUCCAAGGAACAUUUACUUGAAUAUUAACCAAAAUCCAGAUGCUCAGCACUCGCAUACAAAUGAUAAACAUGCAGUCAGUGAGCAGCACACCCAAAACCUGCCAUCAUGCUCUGUAGAGGUCUACGAUGAGCUCCCGCCAGAGGGAAUCCAUGGCAACCAAGCCUCUGGAUGUUACUUCGGUGAGUCACUUGCCUGUGAGGUGGCAGAUGUUCAGAGGGAACACCACAGACCAGGAGCCACAGUCUCUAGAAUGGACGAAAUAAAGGAGGCCGUUCAUGCAGUCACUUCCAUCGAUGCACACCUUUCCAGUCCAGUUUCAGAUGAAACCAAAGAGCCUGGAGAUCUGAAAGAGGAUAAUGUGGUUAAAGUGCGCAUGAGAAAGCGGGAACAUGCUCGACUAGACUCAAUGGUGUUGCUGCUAAUGAAGCUGGACCAGCUGGACCAGGAAAUUGAAAAUGCCCUCAGUGCCACUUCCUCUAUGGACAGCACCCCCACCCUCCAUCGACGACAAAACCUGGAGAAUGAUUUAGGAUCAGAGUCACAAAACCCUCCACAUUCACAUGGUCUUGCUGCCUCCACGUCAGGAUCUGCACCUGUGCUCGGAGCAAAACCUAAGAGUGGGAGCACAUCUGCCAUUCCUGAGAAAGAAAAAGAUGAGAUUGAAGCCAAAGAGGCCUGUACCUGGCUCCGGGCCGCAGGGUUCCCACAGUACGCCCAGCUUUAUGAAGAUGCCCUAUUUCCUAUUGACAUCUCUUCUGUCACCAGAGACCAUGACUUCCUCGAUCGGGAUGCGAUUGAGGCUCUCUGCAGGAGACUGAACACUCUCAACAAGUGUGCUCUGAUGAGACUGGAAAUAUCACCGCAGAGAAAACGAAGUGAAGACUCUGACGAGGAUGAGCCUUGUGCCAUCAGCGGCCGAUGGACCUUCCAAAGGGACAGCAAGCGCUGGUCACGUAUGGAGGAGCUGGAGGUUUUCUCCUCACUGUCCACAGAUACCACACAGGCCUCUUCAUUCUCCAAGGACCAAGUAUCCCAAAAGGGCAAGCUGGCCCUACAUGAAGGCAACAGUUCGGAGAGUGUGUUGACCGACCUCAGUGAGCAACCUGAGGUGGGCUCCAUCCACAGCAGUGGGAGUGGAGGAAGAGGAGAAGAGAAGGGGCAUGGUGCCACCCUGGUAAAUGAAGCUGUACCUGCUGGUGCCACUCGUGCCAGCUCUGUAGCCAGCAUGUGUUCAUCCUCAGGUACAGGUGGCUCAGGAUGUGCUAAUGAAGACUCUUUUUCUGAUGGGUUGCCCCCUUCACCUUUAGAGACACUUGGGCAGUUCACAUUUGACAUGAAAACAGGAAUUGGAGGACUGAGCACGAGUCUCGACAGAGGAGGGGGCGGUGGUAAAAGCACACGCUCGCGAGCCAAAAGUUUCCUAAAGAGGAUGGAAAGUCUUCGACUGCGCAGUGGCACCUCGUCCAAGAGGAAGAAGAAGGGGAGCACCAGUGGAGGGAAGAUAGAAAUCAGCGGACCUGUCAUCAAAGAGGGUCUGGAUGAUGACAAGUUGAGAAGGCUCAAUUGUGUGGACAUCCCCAGUAUCAACCUCAACCAGAACCUCAAUCACCACCGCAAUCCCACGCAGACAAUGACACUUAACCGGAAUCGCUCUGUAUCCUACUCCACUCAGACGAGCCAUGGCAGCACCGGGAGUACAGGUAGCAGCCAGUCGGAGGCCAGCAGUGGCAGUGCAGUGAGUACGCCAAGCCCAGUGACUCGUGCUCGCAGCCACAGCACGGCCGCAGGAUCUAGUAAGAGAGGAGGAAUGUAUUUGGAGGGUUUCGAUCCUUUCAGUAUUCUCCAACAAGCUUCAGAUUGUCAGCCAAAACCCCCAUCCAAAUCUCCUAUGCCCAUCAUCUGCCAAACUAGUAAUGGGAUGACAGUUGAUGAGCAGAACCGCAGGAACAACUGUGGUGUUCAAGACAAUGUCAGACAAGUGGGGGAAGAAGAGGAGGAGGAAGAAGAAGGCAUGGUCUUCUUCUACUUACCAGAAGGUCACAAGCCAGGAACUUUCCCCAAAGCCCUGCAGGACGGGAGUUCACGCAAUAACAAUGGGAAUGAUAAUGGAAACUCUGUGGUGCUCAGGGGGCGGCAAAGUAGACGCCAGCGCCGUGGCUCUUCAGGCUCUGUCGAUAGCCGCCUCAGUUUUUAUGACAAUGUCCCCUACACUGAGAGAGAGGAUGAGGGAGAGGAGGAAGAGGGCAAUGAACACAAACUGGAGGAGGUGCUACAACAUGUCAGCAGACUGCACCGUUUCAAUGCUUGGUCUGAAGCUGUGGUUGGUGAAGAGGAGGAUGAGGAAGAUGAAGAGGAAGAAGGAGACUCAGACUCAGCGUUAGACUCAGCCUCUCCAUGCCCAUCUUCUCCUCUGCAAAACCGGCUAGAAGAGACAGAGAAUGGAAGUGACCAGGACAGCACAGGAAAUCCGCUGGGGGAGGGAGAGGAAGGGAUGAGAGAAAGAAGAGAUUCUGGUGUCGGAGCAUCUUUAACCCGAACCAGCAGGCCACAGAAACUCCGCUGGCCAAGUUUCCAGAACUCCCAUCAGCCCAGCUUGGCCUCCGCCCAGCUCCAGAUUAGCUGCCAGUCUGUGUUACAGAUGAACCUGCUCCAGAAGCUCUCCCUGCUGCAGCUCACUGCUCUGCUGGAGAAACAUACUCCUACAAACAAACAUGGCUUCAGCUGGGCUGUGCCAAAGUUUAUGAAGCGGAUCAAGGUGCGGGACUACAAAGACAGGAAUGUGUUUGGUGUGCCACUACAAGUCAUCGUCCAGCGGACAGGCCAGCCCCUCCCUCAGGGAAUCCAGCAGGCCAUGCGCUAUUUGCGCAAUCAGUGCCUAGACCAGGUGGGUCUUUUCAGGAAAUCGGGGGUUAAAUCUCGAAUCCAAGCUCUUCGCCAAAUGAAUGAAGCGAGCGGCGCUGAUGGAGGGGGAGUGAGCUACGAGGGCCAGUCAGCCUAUGAUGUUGCAGACAUGCUGAAACAGUACUUCAGAGAUUUACCAGAACCCCUGCUUACAAGCAAACUGUCCGAGACCUUCCUUCAGAUCUAUCAGUACAUGCCUAAAGAGCUCCGUUUGCAGGCAGCCCGCGCCGCUGUGCUGCUGCUGCCUGAUGAGAACCGAGCAGCACUGAGGACUCUGCUGUGUCUGCUGAGCGACGUCACGGCCAGCGUGGCUGAGAACCAGAUGACGCCCACCAACCUGGCCGUUUGUCUGGCGCCGUCACUCUUUCAUCUCAACACCCUGCGCCGCAAGGAGAGCUCCUCACCAAGGGUGAUGAACCGAAAGCAGACACUGGGAAAGCCGGACCAGAGGGACCUGAACGAGAACCUGGCUGCUACUCAUGGUUUGGCACACAUGAUCCAGGAGUGCAGGAAACUCUUCCGGAUACCAGAGGAAAUGAAUCGCUGCAGAAACUCCUAUGUGGAGCAGGCACUCCUGCCUCGGCGCCUGGAGGAUUUUGGUAGUGAGGAGGCGGGGAAGGGAGGCUAUAGGACGUAUCUACGCGACAGCCUAGACGCCCUCCUCAAAGAGGCCAAGGACAAGUUCAGGGGUUAUGACAGCUGCUCCACACCUGAGCACGCCGAGCUGUCCUGCAGAAAGGUGCAUGAUGGGUUUCCUCUGCGGCUGUGGAAGGUGACUGCGGAGGUGCCUGCAAGUCCAGAGGAGGUGCUGACACGCCUGCUACGGGAACAGGCCCACUGGGACGAGGACCUGCUUGAGAGUCGAGUGGUGGAAACCCUGGAUGAGAAGACAGAGGUCUAUCAGUAUGUCCGGAACACCAUGGCUCCACAUCCCACCAGAGACCACGUGGUGCUCAGAACAUGGGUAACAGACCUGCCAAAGGGAGCAUGUGCACUCGUGUGUACAUCUGUGGACCAUGAGGGGGCGCCCGUUGUCGGCAUUCGCGCAAAUGUCCUCAUCUCGCGUUACUUCAUCGAAUCCUGUGGAAGCAACAAAUCCAGACUCACGCAUAUUUCCAGGGUCGACUGCAGGGGUCAUUUUCCAGAGUGGUACAAUAAAUUGUAUGGACACUUGUGUGCUGCUGAGGUGGCACGAAUACGCGAGUCUUUCACUGCACCCAUGGACAAAUGAGAUAGCGGUGUGCAGUUGGGAUCUUCAGAGCUUUUUUUUUUUCAAACCUUGGCAUCUCAUACCAUCAUUUGGAUCCUACUGGGGACAUAAUAUGACUCAUUUCACCCUUUCUAACAGAGUGGUCAAUGGGGUUCAAACCUCUGUAUACACAUAUUGAAUGGAAAAACCCUGGAUCACAGAUUGAAGGACUUUUUUUCCCCCCCUGCUCUGAUAACCUUACAGCAGAGUGAUGCUACAUUUUUGAACUUGUUUUAUUGAAGCUCUGAGUCUGCUGCCAAGAGGACUCGUACCACACACACACAUGCAUCUGGGCCAAAGGACAUGAUGUUGCUGAUACAGGAUGUAAGGUUUAAACUUUAUCCAAAGGGUGCUAUUGCUUCUAAGAAGCAA